Molecule: messenger RNA, 1446 nt
Organism: Fonsecaea nubica
Lineage: Eukaryota; Fungi; Ascomycota; Eurotiomycetes; Chaetothyriales; Herpotrichiellaceae
Exons: 5
Coding region: 1-1446 (481 amino acids)
Source: RefSeq, a predicted model, not a curated record
AUGUUUCUGUCCCUCCUGAUGGGCCUGGUGUUUAUGUGCUUCCCGUGGGUGUCUGUGGGUGCUGGUAUCGGAUCUCAACCGGACUUGUCCCUCUCACUCCUCCAAGCACAUCAAGUCCCCCUCCGCCCGAUCCAGCUGCGGACACCACCGACCUUCAACGAGACACCCUCGAAGCCAUGGGAUCCGAUGCCACCAAACUGGUUCCUGGGGAACUGGUUCAUCACGUACUCCAACCAAGAGCUCUACCAAAUCUUCCGAAAUUUCAUCUGGACCUUGACACGGCCUUGCGCGAAUGACUCGUGCUACCCGCUCCAGGCCACGCACCUGGCCACCUUGACGACCUUCCAGCUCGUAAACGACACGCAGAGACCCAACGCCACGUACAUGGCAUACUCGCUCGACACGGCCGUCAGUGACGCCAUUGGCGGUGCCUACCACAGCGUGCCCACGGCUUCCCUCGCCGCGCAGAACAACACGUACGAAGUCAUCAGCUGGGGCUACGACUCUCAUGGCGACGGCUUCGUGGUCGUCUACGAGACACCCGCUGCGUCUCAGUCGGUGGCGUCGCUUGAUAUCUUCAGCCGAGCGCCCUCGGGCCCGACAAACAGCACCGUCGACGCCAUCAAGUUUGGCAUUCAGAAGCUAGGCAACCAGAGAUUGAUUGACUUGUUGAAGGACGUGGUCAGGACGCCGCAGGACGGAGAGAAAGAGAACCACGAAGCCAACAUUCUCUGGGCUUCCCACGAUUUCGAUCCACUUAUCGAAGAGCUGGAGCAACAAUCUUUUCCGCUGGCAAGCAGACCUCUAGGCCAGGUCCUGAGCACAGCUGCACGACAAACAAGCCACGCACUCUUGAAACCAUUGAAUGGAUGUGAUUACCAUCUCUACCUGCGCAGAGCUGGAAAGAAAUCCGAAGAGCUGGUCCAGGCACUGUUCGAACUUCUGGCCAAUCCCGAGGCAAACCACACGAUCCAGUUCAUCGUCCGCACGAACAUCCAGGUGCUCCGCAAACUGCAACAAGAAGUGUGUCAUGAUCGAUGGAAAGUCGUGAAGAAGGCAAUCGAUGUCAUCCACUUGGAUUCUGAUAGCGAAGGAGAAGACGGCAAACCUCACGUUGAAACACUUUUUCAAGAAACCCUUCAUACAUCGGAAGAGCAGAAGAACUGGUCUGCCAUUUUGGAUUUUGAGAUGAAGAUAUCAGAGAUUGCUCUGCAACGGCUACGCAUCGCAAACGAAGCCUCGGAGCUGGUUCGAAAAGAAAAGGCUUGGAGGGCCAGCGAGGAGGAGAGUGAGCGGUUGGAGGCUAUGUUCAUCGACUUCCAAAGCUGGCGAGCUAUCAUAAUUAGGUGGGUGUUGCAGGUGAACAGGAUGACUGGCAACCGCGAGUUUCUGCGGCGCCACCGGAACGAGCUUUGGGAUAUCGUCGUCCACAACUUGGAAGGCUGA